Messenger RNA from Brassica napus (rape), 596 nucleotides. RefSeq names its product auxin-responsive protein SAUR21-like. The coding region runs from base 160 to 456 and encodes 98 amino acids. Lineage: Eukaryota; Viridiplantae; Streptophyta; Magnoliopsida; Brassicales; Brassicaceae. The transcript has a single exon. The record is from RefSeq and is a predicted model, not a curated record. Gene Ontology annotation, biological process: response to auxin.
UUCAGUUCAUUCAUUGAUCUUUCUAUAUAUAUACACACCACAUUACCCAUUCUUUCUAUCAUCAACAAGCAAUAUUUCAAAACUUGAAUCUUUUCAUAACAUCUUCAGAAGCUUCAAAAGGAUUCAAACUUUCAGAAGAAGAAGGAAAAAAAACUAGAAAUGGCUUACGUGAGAAGUUUAUUGGGUGCAAAGAAGAUUCUUGGCCGCUCCGUAACAGCAGCUGCCCCAACAAGCAACAGGGCCGCCUCUGCGGCACCAAAAGGGUUUCUUGCGGUGUACGUGGGAGAGAUGCAAAAGAAGAGAUAUGUGGUGCCAAUCUCAUACUUGAGCCAACCUUCGUUUCAAGCUCUUCUCAGCAAAUCCGAAGAAGAGUUUGGUUUCGAUCAUCCAAUGGGUGGCUUAACGAUCCCUUGUCCUGAAGAUACUUUCAUCGCUGUGACGUCUAGGCUUCAAUGAUAAUUAUCCAACAUAUUUUUCUUCAAGUUAGUUGUAAAUAGAGGAUGUUUUAUUUUUCUAUUUCUUCUUGAAAGAGUUGUUCUAAAGUUUUGAAAGUAAAUACCAUUGAAAAAGAAAUAACAACACCCACUUAACAACUA